Argiope bruennichi is the source of this 1581-nucleotide messenger RNA. RefSeq names its product putative RNA-binding protein Luc7-like 2. Gene Ontology annotation, molecular function: mRNA binding. Gene Ontology annotation, biological process: mRNA splice site recognition. The record is from RefSeq and is a predicted model, not a curated record. Gene Ontology annotation, cellular component: U1 snRNP; U2-type prespliceosome. NCBI's taxonomy places the organism in Eukaryota, Metazoa, Arthropoda, Arachnida, Araneae, Araneidae. The coding region runs from base 598 to 1467 and encodes 289 amino acids. The transcript is spliced from 9 exons.
UUUUUUUUUUUUCCAUAUGAAUAAAGCUGUACAUAGGUAAUGGCAUUCAUAGCAUUCAUCAUUAAUGGUGGAUUAAUCAGUUUUGAAAAUUGGAUGGUCAAAAGUAGAAAAUCUUCCAUUAAGAUUUUUAUUUCUGAUGGACUCAGGCUGUUGAAAAUAACUGCUGUUUUGGGGAGGAGGCUUAAUAGGGAAUUUAACAUUUUACAAAAUGGUAGUUGCUUAGCUCUGAUAUUAAAAGUUUUUUUGCUUGGGCAAAUUAAGAAUGUUCAAAUGUCUAUUUAAUUUUGAAUAUUUCUAUAUGCAAUUAAAAAAAAAGACACGAUCAUUAUAAUAAUAGUUUUAUCUGGCACUUCAGUAUAAACUUAAAAUAUCUUUAGCUUUCUAAACAAGAGUACUAACACCAUAUUCUUUUUAAUUUCUACCUAAUAAAUAAUUUAAAAUUUAAUUCUUUCUUGCAUGUUUUAAUAAAGUAUUAUUGUUCUAAAUUGUCGUUUUAGUUUUUUGUUGAAUCUGAGAUACAUUUCUUGGAGGUGGAAAUCAUGAUUCAUCUCAAGUUGAAGAUAUGUUUGAACCCGUGGGUCAACAAACAUCUUGCGUAUGGACCUGGGUGAAUGCCCCAAGUUGCAUGACCUUGCAUUAAGAGCAGACUUUGAAAAUGCAGCACAGAAGAAAGACUACUUCUAUGAUGUUGAUGCUAUGGAACAUCUUCAGAAUUUUAUCAAUGAAUGUGACCGGCGUACUGAGCAGGCCAAAAGACGUUUGGCUGAAACACAAGAGGAACUGAGUGCUGAAGUUGCUGCAAAAUUGCAAAGAGUGCAUGAGUUGGCAGAACAGAUUGGGAAGCAUCUUGCUCAAGCUGAAAAACUGGGAGAAGAAGGUAAUGUUGAGGAAUCAAUGAAGAUUAUGGAAGAAGUUGAAGAAUUCAAGAGGCAGAAGUCACUUGCAGAACAAGAAUACCGCAAUUCCAUGCCAGCCUCUAGUUAUCAGCAACAGAAAUUACGUGUGUGUGAGGUCUGUUCUGCUUACUUGGGUAUCCAUGAUAAUGAUCGUCGUCUCGCAGAUCACUUUGGAGGAAAACUGCACCUUGGAUUUAUUGCCAUAAGAGAGAAAUUAAAAGAACUGAAGACAGAGGUAAAUGAGAAACGCCAAAAAGGUCGCAUGGACAGAGAUCGAGACUAUUUGAGAGACAGAGAUGAAAGAAGCAGACCAGAUUCUUCUCGCUCUCGGCGUCACAGGUCCCGUUCAUCUUCACGCCAUCGCCACAGAUCCCGGUCAGAUGAGCGCAAGAAACGUAACAAACACCGACAUCGCUCAUCUUCAAGGGAGCGACAUCGUUCCAGAGAUCAUCAUUCCCAUCGGAGAGAUCGAUCACGUGAUAAGAAAGAAAAGAAAAGAAGCCGCUCCAGAGAUCAUAGACGUUCACAUUCAACAGGAAAUGAGAAACCAGAGAACAACCACGAAAUCUAAUGUUUUUAAAACUUUGUAUUUUACUUUUCUGGUAGUUUUGUUCAUAAAGUAAGUGUCUGUACUGUUUUGUGUAUAAGAAAAAUAUUUGAAGGGAGGAAAAAAAAAUGCUUUUCU